UCAUUUGGUGUGCGACCGUGUGGACAGAUAGCAGUGAAAGUGCGUUCCGUGAUUUCCCGUGGAAAUUGAGUUUAUUCUAUAAAUGGAAUGAAUCGCUUUGCAGUAAAUUCUGCCUCGAUUUGAUAGUGUGAUCGGUACAGAAUAGAAAAAAAACGGGGACACCGCGAAAGGUCGUAUCCUGGCCGGUAUCAAGCUGAUGAAGAAGUCGUAAAUCGCAAAGCCUCCGCAAGGAAGUGCAGUGUUUCGUGCUAUCGCAGUGAUAAUCCAUCGAGUGGAAUAAUUCCUUACAUUGCAAUUUCCCGCCUAUGUCCUGGGAAUGGCCUCGAAUGGCGAUAGUAGCACGACAACGUCAUCGACAGCUGCGGUGACGCGGACUCCGCUAGAGGUCCACGGGGGAAUAUGUCCAGUAUGCAAUCAACCGGCUACGAAGCGCUGCUCUGGAUGUAGUGCCGUGUACUACUGCGGCGUCGAGCAUCAAAAACAGGACUGGAAGAAUCAUAAAAAUGCUUGCCAUCCGUUCAAAAUCUGCAGUGACGAACGAUUCGGACGGUACCUGGUGGCAACCAAAGACAUCAAAGCAGGGGAAAUCGUACUGAAGGAGUCACCGCUGGUGUACGGGCCGGCGCAGGUUACCGCACCGGUCUGUGUGGGGUGUUUGCAGGGACUGGUGGAGAACCAAUUUCUCGAGUGCGAACGAUGCGGCUGGCCGGUGUGCCAACGAAAAUGCCAGGACCAUCCCAGCCAUCAGGCGGAAUGCAAAUUCACUAUUGCCCGUGGAAGCAAGAUGUCGCUGCAGCACUUCUACGUUCCACAUCCGGUCUAUCAAUGCGUGACUCCGCUGCGUUGUCUGUUGCUGGCUGAGACAGCUCCGGCCAAAUGGCAAGAGUUAAUCAAAUUAGAAUCGCACGAGGAACAGCGUCGCGGCUCCAAGCAGUGGCGAGACGAUCGGGAAGGUGUCGCCAAGCUUAUUCCCCGGUUCUUCAAGUGUGAAAGCAAAUGGAGUGAGGAUGAUAUACUGAAGGUGAGUGGCAUCCUGCAGGUCAACGGACACGAGAUUCCACUCACCGAGCCGUCCUCGGUGGCAAUCUAUAGUAAUGCAUCGAUGGCAGAGCACUCGUGUCGGCCAAAUCUGUCGAAAACGUUCACCAAUAAGAAGGAAAUUGUUUUCUGGGCACCGAACUCGAUUAUGAAAGGCGAUCGGCUUAGCAUUUCCUAUUCGGAUGUUCUGUGGGGAACGGUGAACCGGUUGGAGCACUUGCAGCAAACGAAACUGUUUCGAUGCGCCUGUGAAAGAUGCAAAGAUCCGACCGAAUUCGGGACUUAUUUUAGCGCAAUGAGGUGUUCGGGUUUUAAAAAGGACUCAAAUUGCAACGGUUUGCUUUUGCCGGAGGCAUCGAAAACAUGGCACAGCAAUUGGAGCUGUAACAAGUGCAAAGCAGCGGUAGAAUUCAAAGACAUUUGUGCUAUUUUGGAAAGAGCCAAAAUGGACCUUGGUGCGAUGGAAAAGACUAAUGAGCAACAUUGCAACAUGUACAUCAAACAUUACUCCCGCUGGCUAAGCGCAAACCAUCACUACAUUGUGGAAGUGAAAAUUUUACUAUCUCAAAUAAUUGGGAGUGGUACCCCAGAGGCAAUCAAGCACAUCUCGGAUGAAAGUUUGAUGAACAAGAUGAAACUUUGCCAGGAAUUGAUUGGCUUAUUCGAAAAAAUAUGUCCGGCUGAAGCUCGUGCCAUUGGGACAACCCGCUUCGAGCUGCAUGCCGCGUUGGCCGAAUUUGGUCGCAGAGGAGUCGAGGCGAGUAAUCCGGCCGUGAGAAGUGCACUUGAGGACUCACUCUUCAAUGCGACCGAGUGUGUACGGAUGCUUUCGAAAGAGUCCGACGAGAUGCCCGAAAGCCACAUCUGCGAGCAGGCAAGAAUCAAUGCGAAAUCGUUGAUGGUGCUGCUCGGAUUGCAGGACGAAUGAUGGAGUAAUCCACACGGUAUAACUUUCGGGUGUGGUGUCUAGUGAGCUGGUAGUAUUUGAAAUUAGUUGCAAUUGAGACGAAACCAGGUGUUGUGUUUGGUAGAUUUGUUCGAUUUUCUUACAUGUUUGAUUUGAAACCUUGGAACGAGAUGAAAUAAAC
Messenger RNA from Wyeomyia smithii (pitcher-plant mosquito), 2126 nucleotides. RefSeq names its product SET domain-containing protein SmydA-8 (gene SmydA-1). The record is from RefSeq and is a predicted model, not a curated record. NCBI's taxonomy places the organism in Eukaryota, Metazoa, Arthropoda, Insecta, Diptera, Culicidae. The transcript has 6 exons. Bases 317 to 1966 code for a protein of 549 amino acids. Gene Ontology annotation, molecular function: protein binding.